AUGAAAUCGGUAUCUGAAUCAAGUUCAAAAGGCACUGGCGUUAAGCGAACGAUUGACGGUGUGCCUGUUUCUACUCUUUUAAACGCCUCUCCAAUGAAUGCCACAUUGAUCGCAACUCAGGCUCUAUUGAGGACAAAAAAGGUUUUCAUCGGUGGUAUCUCUACGUCAACAACGGCAGAUGAUCUGAGAGUCUUUUUCUCUACCUACGGAGACAUUGACUCUUGCGAACUGAUGUUCGAUAGGGCAACGAAUCGUUCAAGAGGCUUUGCGUUCAUCACUUUCGCAACUGAAUCGGCGGCUGAUAUAGUUUGCCAAAAACAGUUUCACACAGUGAAUAACAAGAAGGUUGAGGUGAAGAAAGCUGUUCCAAAAGAAGUCAUGAGCAAUACUAAUACAUUGCUUAGACAGCGACAGUAUGCGGCCCAAAAUAUGCCACUGGCGACAGCAAAUCGUCAGACCACAGUUGCAGUCACUGGGCCGAGCACAAGCCACUAUGUCGGUGCAGGGGCUACUGCCGUCGCCGCCGUUGCUGCUGCUGCUGCGGCUGCUGCAGGCAAUGUUUCAAGCAUUCAGCCACCUACAGGUCCUACGUUAAUGGUGCCCCAAAUGCUAACGAUGUUCAACGCUUUCCAACCGAAGGCGCAGCAACAGCAACAGCAAUCAAGACUUAAUGUUCCCAACCCUUUACUCUCCGCAUCUCUACAAACUGCGAUCACGCCGUUUCAGAAUUUUAACUAUCUAUUCCCUUACAACUCUCAAAAUGGUGGCAUGUUAGCUCAAACAGACGCAGCAAGUCUGUCUUCGUGUGCCCAACCUGCAUUGCCUACCUCCAGCGUUGUUCCUUAUGACUAUGCAACUGCCUUGGGAGCAUCUUACCCUGGUGCAGCUAGUGCUCUUACUUCCUUCCCUCCGCGACUUCCUCCUGCCUAUUCCACUCCAAUUGGAUUGCCAACAGCGCAGCAGACUUUAAUCGGUGCAACAGCACCAGGAUACGAUUCAGCAGGUUUGAAUAUAGCAACUACCUACCCACAACCUUUGCAAACCACACAAGGGUACAAUGCGAUUGCCACCGCUGCAGCUUUUGCCUACAAUCUUUGCUUUCUACAAGAACAACAAAGCCAAGCUGCUGCAAUGGCCGCUGCAUCAGCUUUACAGAUGUCAGGAUCGUCAAUGCCAGUUGUUACCUCUCCAGCUUCUCCUCUGGGAACAGCAGCGCAGUCGCAGAAUGCUGCUUCGAUCAAUGGACAUCCCAUGAAUGCAAUGGCGAAUCGGCAUCGAAUUGUCAUGCAGCAAAUGCCUCAGCUCAGCAGCAACACCGCUGGUCCGAUGCCACCACUCCAGCCAGUACAAGCUGCAAACUCAUCCGAACAGACGCCAACGUCCCAAUCAAAUGCCACUGCCACAGACGUCAACUCAGGCCUCUACAUCAUGCCCGCAAAAAUUCCUCGGUAA
Messenger RNA from Hydatigera taeniaeformis, 1452 nucleotides. The record is from the annotation of a GenBank genome assembly. Lineage: Eukaryota; Metazoa; Platyhelminthes; Cestoda; Cyclophyllidea; Taeniidae.